UCGCUGUCCCAAACAGAGGAAGUUGGAGUUGUUCCCUGCACCAAUCAGCUGUGAGGUUACUCGGGACGCCCUGCCCGAAUAACACAGGCAGCUGCACGCAUCGCAGGAGACACGGCGCCGCAUAUUUAGAUUUUGUAUUAUAAUUCAUGAGAGGUUUUACUUAAAUCUAUUCGAAGACUUUAAUAUGCUGGAUUUCCCAAAAAUGAGCGACGUCGCGCCGUCUCGCUGAGACGAUGUGACAGCACAGUGACGUCAAACAGCCACGGUUAGCUACUGUUAGCAAGGUGCUAGCUGGGUUAGCUAACGUGUGUGAUUAGCCGGCAGCUGGUCGUUAGACGUUGUUUGAGAGAAGCUUUGUUGGAUGAAUGACGUACUGUCGAUGAGCUGCUGAACAUCUGUGUGUGUGUUGGGUGUCAGUACACAAAGCCACCAAACCGGCGGAGUCCGAUGUGUUUGUAUCCGUUAGCGCCGUUGCGUGGUUGAAAUUCAAGCUAGCAGGCGAAUGUUGAGUUAGCUUAGCUGCUACAUAAGCGACAACAUCCACCAAACUGGACAAAACGUUGGAUCUAGUCGGCUAUAAGUCGGGCUCGGCGGGUUCGCUGACCCCCCAGAAGAAGAUGAAGAAGAGGAAGGAGCUGAACGCGUUGAUCGGACUCGGGGACAGCAAAAGAAAGAAGACCAAAAAGGGGUCAGGUCACCGACUGCUCCGGACCGAGCCGCCGGACUCGGAGUCCGAGUCGAGCUCGGACGACGACGAGUUCAACAACAUGAACAGCGAAGCCAACUUUGGAAAAAGCUACACGCGGUGCUGCAAUGUGUGCUACCCCCUGUUCCUGUUCAUCAUACUUGCUGCUUGUGUCAUGGCCUGCGCUGGACUCAUAUGGAUGCAGAUUGCCCUGAAAGAAGAUCUAGAUUCUUUGAAAGAAAAGCUGCACAACAUGGAAUCCAGCCAGAAGGUGUCAUCAAGUGAAAUACCAAAACUAAGCGAGGCCCUGAAAAACAAGGAGAGAAAGCUUGACGACAUUGAGAACGGGGACAAGGGGUUGAGCAAACUCUGGUCUAACCUUACAGAAAUGAACAGAAAGAUCAGUUUGCUGGACUCUGCCGUAAAUCAUUUGAAGGCCAACUUGAAAUCAGCCGCUGACUUGAUCAGCCUUCCCACAACAGUUGAAGAGCUUCAAAAGAGUGUUGCUACAAUUGGCAGCACACUAACCAGUGUCCAACACGAUGUGAAGACUAUGCAGGCUGCUCUCGAAAAUCAGAAGAAAGACGAUGACACGAAGAAGGCGGCGGACCUAACAGACCUGAGGCACGCUGUGGGUGAGGCUAACAAGACAGAGGAGCAGCACCAUACGUGGACUGCUGAGCAGAUCAAAGUCCUCCUGUCUUCAGUGGCAGAUCUUCGUCAGAGAGUGAUCUCACUAGAGGACGGCUCAAAACAAAGUUUAAAGGGCAAUGACGCAGCAACUCAACAAGCGAUCACAAGUGAUAAUCCAGCAACUGAGAUGGUGAAAGAAGCUACUACAACCAAAGCAACACCUGGCGAUGUGCAGGAGAUGUCCACACCACUGACAGAGCCGCGCACAAGCAGACGUCCACGCUUCCUUACUCCAAAUCGCUCCAGGAGAAAUGCAGAAAAGCCAAGAUGCCCAAAGAGGGUGUCCCUGCCUGGUGUCGGUUCUCUGAAAGACUUGGAGGACAUCUUCCAGCAGGCAGGUGUUGGACAUGGUUCACCCGGAUUAAUUUACAAGGACCUGAGGAAAAUAUUUGGAACAUCUACUCCCAAUGCUCUCACCUUGGACUGCUUUGACAAUGACAGGGACCGGAGUUACUCCUUGAUGGAGCUGAGAGCUGCUGUAGGUGUGUGAGCACAUUGUCACUGACAGCAGUGAACAGUAUUGAAGCCCGGUGGGGGGUGGGGUUCGGAGUUCCCCGACCCUCUUCAGUAAUUGCUGCACUUUUGUGAACUGAAUAUUUAUCAUGCUGAUUGUGGAACAGUGGCGCUGGCAUGCCCCCCCCCCCCCCGCCCCAGUCCAUCUCAACACAACCUCAGCCCCAAAAUGAUGCUACCUUUAAUUUUAACACUUAUCCAUAUGCAGAAUAUUCUGAUAUUAUUUUAGCUAAUCUCUUGGUUUAUAUUAACUAGCCAUGAAAAGCAAGUGUUGUGAAUUAUUUAGAAUGUCCACUCUCGGUUCUCAAACUUACUGUUAACCCACACCUGUGUUUUUCUUCAUUUUAAACAAUGUCUCAUCGUGAUGUAACCUUUUUAAGUAUUUAGCUUCCAUAUAGGCUUUAAAUGUCAGAUCUGUUGCAGAUGUCCCUAGCCAUCAGCACCUGGUACAACUCACGUGAACCUUAUUUAUCAAACCCCAGAUAGAAUUUUAUGAAUGUUUAUAAAUGACUACUAGUAACAGACUUUUUUGUGAGACUGGUUUUGUUUUCAGACAAUUUCCUAACUUAUCUGAAACACAACUGAGCGUAAGAGUAAAGGUUUUUGUAUGCUCUUUUCUAAGCCGAAUCUUUCAGAUUUCUUCUUCAGUUGAGUGUUUUCCUCAUUUAUCUUCAGUUUGUUGUGAUUGGGAUUUUGUUUAGUCCAUCGGUAGGUUUAUUUGUAGUUUUUUUUUUUCUGUGCUUGUUGCAGUUUUCCGUUCAACAAGAUUUGAAGGGCUAUGAACACUUCGAAUCACACGGAAAGAAUUUCUAUGUGGUGACUCAUGAGGCAUAUGUAGCAAUAACAAAAUGAUGUAGAUGUUGCUGGAUAGAAGUUGCAGUAGACAGAAGGCACAAGUAGCUCACAAUGUGGAACAGGUAGUAUAAGAAGCACUGACCGUCACUGUACUUGAUUCAUUUUAUUCCAUUUUUAUGGACCUAAUAAAGGUGUAUUAUUUACAUGACAAGUUUGUUAUACCCAAACGUUGUAAUCUGUAAAAAUGGUGCAGAGGUAUUCUCUGCCAAUUAUCUUAUGAAGGGGGACGGGUUGGCAAGAUUUUGCUUUACGGUCUUGAUGUCAACAUUGUACGUUGUUUUUAAAAUAAUUCUGAUGUGCUUUGCAUGUUGCUUUAUAAUGUAACAUGAACAAAUGAUUUCAACUUAACAAUCAUCUACUCGUUUCUUGCAGGACAAUGGUUAGUUGAGCUCAAAAUGUAAAGUAGCUUUGGCCAUCGUGACUUAAGAGUUUGGGUCCAUGCUGCUACUGACGAGAGAUUUUCUGAAUGUGUUUUAGUGUGAGCACCAGUUAAUAAACAAAAUUAAAAGGU
Molecule: messenger RNA, 3257 nt
Organism: Scophthalmus maximus (turbot)
Lineage: Eukaryota; Metazoa; Chordata; Actinopteri; Pleuronectiformes; Scophthalmidae
Gene: efcab14
Product: EF-hand calcium binding domain 14
Exons: 9
Coding region: 618-1868 (416 amino acids)
Source: RefSeq, a predicted model, not a curated record